This is a messenger RNA of Musa acuminata subsp. malaccensis (wild Malaysian banana), 2350 nucleotides long. Lineage: Eukaryota; Viridiplantae; Streptophyta; Magnoliopsida; Zingiberales; Musaceae. The record is from RefSeq and is a predicted model, not a curated record.
ACACAGCUAAGCAAAGCUAUUAUUUCGUGGGGGAGGGAGCGAGCGAGCGAGAGGGGCGGAUUGUGUUGCCCGCUAUCGCAACCGCUGCUUCGUUUGGAUCAAAGCGUGCGCGAACACGACAUCGUAGGAUCAUGACCCCUUCUCCUCCCCUCCUCCCCACCUCUUCCUCCUCCGGAACCCUAAUUUAUCGAGCCACUUCCUCUAAUUUGGAGACCCCAAGGCGCCGAUCGAUGUCGGGUUUCAUUCCUACCGCCACCGAUUGAUGGGCGUCGGUCUCAUCUCCAUUCCCCGGGUCGUCGAUUUGGUGGGAUUUUCUUGUCUUUGGUGAGACCUUGCGGCUUCGCGAGAUCGGUGGAGGGGGUGAUUUUUGUUGCCAGGACUACAGCUUGAAUUGGGUGCGUCUCCUGCUUGUGAUUGCGGUGGUCGGAUGGAGCCUCGCGUCGGGAACAAGUUCCGCCUCGGUCGCAAGAUCGGGAGCGGGUCCUUUGGAGAGAUCUAUUUGGGUACUAAUAUCCAAACGAACGAGGAAGUUGCAAUUAAGCUCGAAAACGUCAAGACAAAGCACCCGCAGUUGCUAUAUGAAUCAAAGCUCUACAAGAUCCUGCAAGGAGGAAGUAAUGAAAAUUUUAAACCCUUUUGUUGUCAGGCAGUUAGGUUAAACUUUUCAAUUUCUUACUAUUGUUUCCUUUUCUUUUUUUUUGGGACAGCUGGAAUCCCUAAUGUGAGGUGGUUUGGUGUUGAGGGUGAUUAUAAUGUCCUUGUAAUGGAUUUACUAGGACCAAGUCUUGAAGAUUUAUUCAACUUUUGCAGCCGUAAACUCUCUCUGAAGACUGUUUUGAUGCUUGCGGAUCAGAUGAUUAAUCGAGUGGAAUUUGUGCAUUCUAAGUCCUUUCUGCACCGGGACAUCAAACCAGAUAAUUUUAUUAUGGGUCUUGGUAGACGAGCUAAUCAGGUUUACAUAAUUGAUUUUGGUCUGGCAAAGAAGUAUAGGGAUACUUCAACACAUCAGCAUAUUCCAUAUAGAGAGAACAAAAAUUUGACUGGGACAGCAAGAUAUGCGAGUGUGAACACACAUCUCGGCAUAGAACAAAGCAGGAGGGACGAUCUUGAAUCUCUUGGAUAUGUUCUUAUGUACUUUCUAAGAGGAAGCCUUCCUUGGCAAGGUCUAAAAGCAGGAACCAAGAAGCAGAAGUAUGAAAAAAUUAGUGAAAAGAAAGUUGCCACAUCAAUUGAGGCUUUAUGCAGGGGAUAUCCUUCAGAGUUUGCUUCGUACUUCCAUUAUUGCCGUUCACUUCGAUUUGAGGAUAAGCCUGAUUAUGGAUAUCUGAAGAGAUUGUUCCGUGACCUUUUCAUUCGUGAAGGUUUUCAGUUUGAUUAUGUAUUUGAUUGGACCAUUUUAAAGUAUCAGCAAUCGCAGAUAGCUGGUGCUCCUGCACGUGCUAUUGGUGCAAGUGCAGGACCAAGCUCUGGCUUGGCUCCUGCUGUGGCCAAUGAUAGGCAGUCAGGUGAGGAAGGAAGGGCAAGUGGUUGGUUGGCUAUGGACCCUUCUCGUCGGGGACGAGUUACACCGCCACCUGUAAAUGCAAGCAGCUCGUCAAAGCAGAAGGCCCCUGUGGGGAAUGAUACAUCUGCCAGUAAAGAUGCUAUGUUUUCCAGUUCAACCUUUAUGGGACGAUCAAGCGGUUCAUCAAGGCGAGCUGCUGUUUCUAGUAGCCGAGACAUGGUGGGCCCUGACACAGAUCAAUCUCGCACUCGUACUGCUGAGGCCAGCCCAGUGACUUUCCACAAGGUUUCGAGUGCUCAAAGAAAUUCGCCUGCAGAGCACAAGCAUACUUCAUCUGGAAGGAAACCAUCUGCAAUCAAGAAUUACGAGUCCACGCUCAAAGGCAUCGAGGGCCUUAAUUUUGAUAGCGAGGAAAGGAACCAGUUAUAGAAAUUGCAAGUCCUGCUGCGACUUCCAUCCUUGUUCCUCUGUAGACAUCCAUUAACUAAAAUGAAAGUACAACUUGGUAUUUUUCUUUCCCUUUGUUUCGAGUCGCAAAUGAAAAGCUAGUGUGUGCCUCUAUGGAUGUGAACUGCUGAUUUGAGGUGCCCCAAAAGCUGAAAGGCACUGACAAGAAGGUGGGUCCAAGCGUCCAAGAAGCUUCUUGUGGAUUUGUCUAGGAUACAUGCAUUUGGUUGGAACAUCAUGGCUUGUUCCUGUUGUACAUGCCAUGGAUGCUCUGUUACCACAUGGCUGUCCUUGUUAUUUCAUUAUUAUUCUUGAAUUUCUUAUGUUUGCUUGCACACUAAAAAUAUCACCCUUUGAGAUCUAAAUCAGAUCGUCUGCUUGAGGUCUUCUAUUCAUGUA